AUGGCUGAAAAUCCAACUGCUAAUAUAAAUAUGACUUAUGAAGCAGCAGCAGAUCUUGCCAAUGCAACAUUGCAACAACAACAACAACAAAUCGAAUUUUGGCUACCAAUUCCGAUAAAUUUUCAAGAGUCUCAAUUAUGUCAAAUUCAUCCAUCGAGAAAUCUCACUACUCGUCAACGAACGUUUCAACCAGUUGCUUGUUUAUUGAAUGAUUCCAAUGAAUUUUAUCCACUAUUAGUCAAUGAAUCUGAAAAUAAUUUAACGAAUGUGGAAAAAAAACUUCGCAAAGUGAAUCGAUUCGAAGAGAAUUACCAAAUAAACAUACCUUAUAGAAACAAAAAUAUCGAAAUUGAAAUGAAACAAGCAUUACAAUCGUAUGGCCGUCAAUGGAAUGUACAUCAAUCAAUAUUAAUGAUUAAUUUAAAUCGAUUAUAUCAGUUACCACCUGAAUUCACAUUGAAAGAAUAUUUCAUCCAACAACAAAAAAUUUUAAAAAAAUCAUAUGAUUUUUCUUUAGAAGAAUGGUUUCUCAUGUUAGAAUUCUAUUUACAAAUGGAUGGUUCCUGUUUCUAUAUGAAAACAUGUAGAUUUCGUGAUGCAAUACCUCCUCCGCAUAUGGAACAGGAUGACAUAUUUUGUAUCCAAUCACCACAAGCUAAAUAUGGUAUGAAACGAUGUCAAAAUAAGACCUGUCGUUUUUGUUAUGAAUCACAUUAUCUAACUCAUCGAUUUGAACCUACUAUACAUUAUUCUGAUACUCAACUACAUCGUUUUGUCAAUAAUUAUGAAGUAUAUUUAAAUUGUAAUGUAACAUGUAAAACAUCGAAUGUCAUCUAUGCAUUGACAUGUCCUUGUCAGCGUUUUGAUUAUAUUGGUCGAUGUAAAGAAAUGUUUCGUGAUCGUAUGAGAGAUCAUCAAAUCUAUGGGACACGAUUGGUAGCAAAUUCUUUUCUUGGUCAAAUUGUAGCUGAUCGUUUACAAGAUGAUCGACCACCAGAUCCAAAAUUUCCUGAUCAUGAAAAUCGAUUGUACGAACAUUUGACCUACUGUCCAGUAGCUAUAAAAAUGUUCUUAAAAGGUCAUCCUGAUUUUUGGUGUUUAGUACCGAUGACUAAGGAACAAGUUCUUAUGGAUAAUGCUACAUUAAGUGUAGAUGAAAGAAAUCGUUUAGAAGAAUAUCAAAGUUCAUCUAUUGUUGAAACAACUACUACUACUACUAAUCCAUAUAUACGUGAAUUAAGUCUUGUCCAAUGGUGUAUCAAAUAUUUGCCUCCACCACCGCUGAAUUAUCAAUAUUCAUUACGACAAAAACUUGAGCAAUAUGAAUUUUUUCGUGGGAAAAAAGAGCGUUUCGUAUCACAUUUUCUAAGUCUAUACGAUGCAGCGAUUGUCAUUGCUUUGCCUGAAGAUGCAUCCAAUGCAGUAUGUCAUGUCAUACAAGCUUUAUUAAUUGUUUAUGCUGAACCCAAAUUAAAUAUUUUGAUCACAGAUACAGAUACAACAGCAACAACAUCGGAUGAUAGUAUGGAUGAAAUUUGGUGUAAAGAUUUAAUACAUCCUCGAAUUGCUGGAAUGUUAACUUGA
Molecule: messenger RNA, 1584 nt
Organism: Rotaria sordida
Lineage: Eukaryota; Metazoa; Rotifera; Eurotatoria; Philodinida; Philodinidae
Source: the annotation of a GenBank genome assembly